UCGUGCACACCACCCGUAGCCCGGCAGAGAGACAACCACUCUCAGCGGUCACCUAUCUGACGUCUCGUACACACCUCCUGCACACACACGCACAUACCAUGCCGGGACCACGACGAAACGGUCGCGAUUGCAGCGGCAGCAGUCACGUUUUCAAAGCCGCGCUUCUUGGAGCCAUCGCGCUGGCGGUCCCGGCAACAAGAGCAUCAACAGCAGGAGCCCAUGUGGCAGCAGCCUCCCGCGCAGCCUCACGGCGAGCACCCGCCGCCACGUCUUCCCCGGCGAACAACCGAUGGGUGAGCAAGGCUCUUGCUUCCCGGGGCGGGGCGGACGAACCGGAGGAGGCAGCGGAGGGUAUCCCAGGAGUCCUUUCCGAGGUCGAGGUCGCUCUGUCUUCGUUCAACGACAUCGUUGGGGAGAGCCUCCUUGUGGUGGACAACCCCAAAAAGGGCACUACGAAGGAGGUGUCCGCCAGCGAAACGCUCGACGGCAAGCACGUGGCGUUCUACUUCUCCAGCCAGGCGGUCGAGGACCAGCUCGAGAAGGCCGCACAGGGCCAGGAGACCGUGAGACCAACCCCCGUCGUGAAGGAGGCGUACAAGAAGGCCAAGGAAGCUGGCAAGGAACUUGAGGUGGUGUACGUGCCGGUGGCCGACUCGUUGGAGACGUACGAGAAGGCCAUGAAGGACAUGCCGUGGAAGGGCAUCGUGCACAACAACGCCACCGUGGCGAACCUGAUCCGCAAGGCAGAGAUCCGCGUGCUCCCGGCCGUGAUCGUGGUCGACGACAAGGGUGAGGUCGUAACUCGGGACGGUUACUCGAACAUGGUUUUCUUCCCGGAAGACUUCCCGUGGAAGAACAAGUCUUUGAAGGAGAUGCUGGGACCCAAGUUCCUCAAGGCUGAUGGCUCUGAGGUAACGGCGGAGGCCCUCGAGGGCAAGGUGUUGGCCGUCUACUUCAGCGCCAGUUGGUGCGCACCUUGCAAGCAGUUCACGCCUAUCCUCAAGAGCGUCUACAGCAAGCUUCAGAAGGACGGCAAGCCGUUCGAGAUCGUCUUCGUGUCGAGCGACAAGAGCGAGAAAGAGUUCAGCACUUACAUGGGGGACAUGCCGUGGCUGUCGGUGCCCUUCGACGGGAAGACUCGCGGCACCAUCGCGCAGCUCUUGGGGGUGUCGGCCCUCCCCACCCUGCUCGUGUUCGACGAAGAGCAGCAGCUCAUCACCGCCAACGGGAGGCAGGAAAUCAUCAAGGACACCAAGGCUGAGAACUUCCCGUGGUACCCGAAGGCGCUGGCUGAGCUUGUGGAGUCUCCCGAAGUCAUCACCCAGAAGCCAUCGUUCAUCGUGUUCAUGGAGGGGGGAGACAAGGAUGAGCAGGCACGGAUCCGUGAGCUCGUGGAGCCGAUGGCGGAGGCGAGGGCGAAGAUGGUAGAGGACGGCAAGGCGAGGCCCGCGGGAUUCUUGACGGCCUCGGAGAUCGAGCCGCUCUCCACGGCCUUCCGAAAGCUCGUGGGCCUCGACGAGAUCCAGGGCAAGUACAAGUUCAUGAAGAGCAAGAAGGCGCUGCUCAAGCCGCGCGUGGCGUUGUUGGACCUCAUGCGAAACCAAUUCGCUGUCAGCGAGGAAGGCGAUCUGACGGAAGAGAGCCUGGCGGCCUUCGUGGCCUCGUGGGAUGCGGGAGAACUCCAGACCAAGGAGUUCAACUUGCCCGCCAAGGGAGAAGAGGGCGAUGCGGAAGGCGCGGCCGAGUAGGAGCUUGAUUUUCCUCUUUGGUUGCUGUGUCCCAGACGGGUCGAUUCGACACGCUUGGACGAGAAGCGGAUUCUUUCGCGGCUCUUUUUGUCGGUUCGUUUUGAAGCGCCAACUUUGUGCCGCAGGGCGAACUCCUUGACUUGUUCUGUUUUCGCGCUCGAACAGCGCAGGAGCAACGCUUACUCGCCUCUGUUUCGUUCAUCGUGGCCGUGUGGAAGCUGAACAGCGAGACAAACCAGCAUGCACGGGUGACGCACUAGGGUUGAUGGUCCCCAAGCGUAUGAUUCAUGUAGGCGUGACCCGAGGUCAAGCGCGCGCGAGGGAGUUUUUGGGCGCUUCCCCCCCCCCCCCCCCCCCCCCCCCCCCCCCCCCCCCCCCCCCCCCCCCCCCCCCCCCCCCCCCCCCCCNUGUUGUUGUGGAUGUGGGUUUGUGGUGGGUGUCUGAUGCUCGGGUUGGUGAUGAAUGAAAGUCUUGAGUUGUAGUUCGUUCGAGCCGAUCAAAGUGGCAACGGCCAGUAGGCUUGUCUUUCGUGUGCUUUAGUGUUUCAGUUUUGUCAAGAGGAAGGAACGGAGAAAUGGAUCACUGCCGUAUAGGGGGGGGGGGGGGG
Molecule: messenger RNA, 2355 nt
Organism: Ectocarpus sp. CCAP 1310/34
Lineage: Eukaryota; Phaeophyceae; Ectocarpales; Ectocarpaceae
Source: the annotation of a GenBank genome assembly